AUGGAGGAUCUUCUUUCGGCGUUGACUUUGUUGGCGGGAACCAGCAGUAUUGACAUAUUGGACAUGGAGGACUAUCUUUCGGGGGUGAAUCUUGAGGCGGGAACCAGCAAUAUUGACCAGAAAUGGGGUCUCUUCAUUUACCGGACGACUUACGACGACCAGGCACUCUGGGAGAGAUAUCUGGCAUACGUUAAAGCUGCUAUAAUGCGCGCCAUCGAACCACAACCGGAGCCUAACCCUCAGAUUUCCUGGGAUCUAUACUUCGAUAAAAUCUUUCGUCGUACAAUCCUGCGGUCGAGAUUCGAGCUCUUAACUAAAGAUGACGAGGAGAAUUUAAAAAGCAAGUCAAUAUUAGAACUUCGCGAGGAGUUCCGUCGUUGGGCUGCUACCAUACCGUCAGAAGAGAAGACAGGUAUGAAUAAACCAAAAUACAAUCACUUUCUCUAUGUGAACAAAGAGAUCUUGAAUUGGUUUCAGAAAGUGGAGACUGCGCGCGGUGACCGCGAGCCAGACUAUCUACACGAAGAUAUGAUAGCAGUUAUCGUCAAGGUAGAUUAA
Molecule: messenger RNA, 558 nt
Organism: Daldinia vernicosa
Lineage: Eukaryota; Fungi; Ascomycota; Sordariomycetes; Xylariales; Hypoxylaceae
Exons: 1
Coding region: 1-558 (185 amino acids)
Source: RefSeq, a predicted model, not a curated record